Trichechus manatus latirostris (Florida manatee) is the source of this 2907-nucleotide messenger RNA. It is a transcript of the gene SMN2, whose product is annotated as survival of motor neuron 2, centromeric. NCBI's taxonomy places the organism in Eukaryota, Metazoa, Chordata, Mammalia, Sirenia, Trichechidae. Gene Ontology annotation, cellular component: nucleus; cytoplasm. The record is from RefSeq and is a predicted model, not a curated record. Bases 101 to 892 code for a protein of 263 amino acids. The transcript has 8 exons. Gene Ontology annotation, molecular function: RNA binding. Gene Ontology annotation, biological process: mRNA processing.
CAGGCCACCGUGCUCUUCCGCUCCCAGAGGUCCCGGGUGCCGGAAGUCGUCACUCCGAAGAGAUCGAGCCUCACGGCGCGGAUCCCGUAGUAGACUCGCCAUGGCAAUGGGCGGUGGUGGCGGUGUCCUGGAGCAGGAAGACUCGGUGCUGUUCCGGCGGGGCACAGGCCAGAGUGAUGAUUCUGACAUUUGGGAUGAUACAGCAUUGAUAAAAGCCUACGACAAAGCUGUGGCUUCAUUUAAGCAUGCUCUGAAGAAUGGUGACAUUUGUGAAGCUUCAGACAAACCAAGAGGCACACCUAAAAGAAAACCUAUUAAGAAGAAUAAGAGCCAAAAAAAGAAUACCACGACUCCAUUGAAACAGUGGAAAGUUGGUGAUAAAUGUUCUGCCAUUUGGUCAGAAGACGGCUGCGUUUACCCAGCUACCAUUGCUUCAGUGGAUUUUAAGAGAGAAACCUGUGUUGUUGUUUACACUGGAUAUGGAAAUAGAGAGGAGCAAAAUCUGUCUGAUCUACUUUUGUCAACCUUUGGAGGAGUUAGUAAUGGAGAUCAGAAUGCUCAGGAGAAUGCUCAAGAGAAUGAAAAUGAAAGUCAAAUUUCAACAGAUGAAAGUGAGAACUCCUCCAGGUCUCCUGGAAAUAAACCAAAUAACUUGAAGUCUAAAGCUGCUCCAUGGAAUUCUUUUCUACCUCCACCACCCCCAAUGCCAGGGUUGGGAGUAGGACCAGGAAAGAUAAUUCCCCCACCACCUCCCAUAUGUCCAGAUUCUCUUGAUGAUGCUGAUGCUCUGGGAAGUAUGUUAAUCUCUUGGUACAUGAGUGGCUAUCAUACUGGCUAUUAUAUGGGUUUCAGACAAAAUCAAAAAGAAGGAAAGUGUUCGCAUUUCAAUUAAGGAGUUCUCAUACAGUGUACUUUUAUAGGUAAGUGCUUUUUCCUCUUACUGUAUGUUGGAGAGCACUCCAUAUUGCUAUGUAAAGCUAUCUCAUUCUUCUUUUUUUACAGUUUCAGAAUAUUCUUAUAUAUAGUAUACCAUAUUGGUCCCUUGUAGGUGACAAUUUAGGUUGUUUCCAGUUGUUUGCUAUUUAAUACUACAGUGAGUAUUCUUUUGUAUAGUUCUUUUUGUAGAAAUAUGAAUAUGUCUUUAGGCUUAAGUAUUUAAAAGUAAAACCACUGGAUUGAAGAGUAUAUGCAUUGAAAUGUUUAUAGAUUUUUAACCAGUUGUUCUCAGUAGAGGUUGUAUUAAUUUAUAUUUCCACCAACAUUGUUUCCCAAAUAUCUAGCUAAUGGUUUAUUGAACCUUUGGAUCUUUGUCAAGCUUAAACUUAAAAAAUGGUUAUCUUGUAUUUAUGUCUUUUUGUGUAUUAUUUUUAAGAGCUAUGUGUCUUCUUUUUUGAAAACCUUGUGAACAUUACCUUUAAGUGCUUUUUAACUGGGUUUUUUUUUUUUUGGUCUUUUUAAGUUGUAAGAAUUCUGUAUAAGAGAAACCAUGUCUUUGUGAUAUGAGUUUUUUUUUUCCCUAGGAUGUCAUUUAUUUUGACUAUGCUUAUGGUGGUAGUGGUUGUUUUGACAGAAAUGUUUUAUUUUUAAGUAGUUAAAUUGUUUAAUUCUCAUCUGUCUUUUUUAUGGCUUUUGGGUUUUCUUCUAACGCUUCUAUGUAAAAAAAAAUUUUUCCCUGUAGUUAUAGUUAUUUUUGUAUUACCAUUUUUAUUUUAGGUAUUUGUGCUUACUCUAUUUUUAAAUUUUUUGCUUAUAAAGUUUUAUCUGUUUCUUUUUAAGUCAUUUUAGAAACAACUUACAGAAGUAAAAAUGGAUAGUGAAAACUAACUUUGUUAGCAAUUUUAAUGAGAAUUCAAAUACAGCAAACUCAGAUUUUACUGCAUAUUUUCCCAGUUUUGAAUUUAUAUGUGUAUCCAAAAUAGGCAACAUCCUUUUGAUGCAACUAACUAUUCAUCAACUGUUAUGCAUGAACCUGGAACAUAUCUAUCUUUUAAAUACCGAUUGCAUAUUUCAGAUGCGUCUCUAAUGUGUUCUAGUUUAUCAUUGCUUCUGAUUGUUCUUGUACUUGCUUCAUUAAAGCAUAAUACUUUUGAAGACUUUGAUGGCUCAUAGUUUUGUUGACUAGAUAUGUAUGAUGGCUACUGUGUUCCAUUACAGCAAAGAUUUUCAUUUUUAUAUUUAUAAACACCAAUUAAAAUGAUCAGUCCAAUGAUUUUUAUUUUCCAUUUCUACAUCAUCUGUUAUCUUCCACUUACGUUGUAUAUACAGCUGUCUUUAACAUUUGUCUGCUUAAACUCUAUCAAGUAAAUUUUGGUGCAUAAGCAUCAUACAAGAUAAAAGAAUGCCGUCAUGUGUCCUUGUAACAAAACAGGAUGCUUCAGGUCUUUAUCACAAAAUACUAUAUGAUGACGUCUUUCCCGUUGAAUGACUGUAACUGGAUGAGAAUACUAUAUUUCCUUUUUGUCCUUAGAAAUAAAUCAUUUCUUGAGUUUGAGAAAAUUCAACUAAGUUGUCCCCUGAGACUAUCAUCCCAAGGCUUUUAACCCAGUAAACCAAUCCCAGGAGUUGUUUGGAUAUGUUUAGGAAGCCUCUGUAACUGUGCCCCCUAUGUGCUUUGUUAUAUAUAUGGAUAUGUAUGCAGCACACACAAACACAUAUAACCCAUGAUUUUGAUAAUUGCUGCUUUGUAAUAUGUUUUAAAAUCAGGUAGAGCAGAUCAAAUACCAGUGUGCCUUAAAAUUUUUAAAAAAUGUAUUUUUGCCCAUUUACUCUUCCAAAUGAAUUUUGUAGCUAGUUUGCCUAAUUAUUUAAGUAUCCUGUGAAGACUGAAAUUAGUAUUACAUUAAAUCUUUAUAUUAGCAUUUUUUUAAUAUAUAUAUUUUAUUGUACUUCAGGUGAAGGCUUACAGAA